Penaeus vannamei (Pacific white shrimp) is the source of this 733-nucleotide messenger RNA. RefSeq names its product clarin-2-like. The record is from RefSeq and is a predicted model, not a curated record. Lineage: Eukaryota; Metazoa; Arthropoda; Malacostraca; Decapoda; Penaeidae.
UGUCCGUCAGUGAAACUUGGGAAGGUGGCGAUGGCGGUGCGGGGCCGUCCUGUGUUGUUGUCGUGAAAGCUCUGAGCAGUGUGUGUGUGUCUUCUUUCGGUCCAAGGGAGUGCAGAGGAACCCGUUUCAAAAUGAAUAUAUUAAAGAGAGGAAUGGUGUUUUUGACAUUCUUUGGCUGCUGUUUCGCUAUAGCUUUGAUGGCUGCGGCGAUGAGCACAAAGUACUGGAUGGAGGCUAAGGCCGUCCAGAAGAGGAUUAAUUCGGAUACCACCUUCGAGAUUCGGCCGAACUCCACCGGCCACAUCCACUUCGGCCUCUUCAAGGGCAAGAAGUCCCUCAACGUCGGCUUCGGGAUGAGAGUUCACCCCUUCGACGGUGAGUAAACAAUUCCUCGGCCGGAGACUUCGAUGCCAAAAUGGUUCGUCCGUUUUUCCGAGUCUCGUGUCCAGCAGGUAUGCGAGGAUCCGAUGCCUUGUCCUCGGGCGAUUCCUACACGAGGGGCAGUGUCGUCCCCAGCGCUAUCGCCCGAACCCGAGGCCCGGUCCGUGUGUUUAUCCUUUGUAUUGAUUUUUGUGUGAGUCAGACUGAGUGCAUGCGGGGCCGCGGGCGCAUGACGGGCGCGUCCUGGGACACACCGCGUUACGUCGAGGCGCGGUCGUGCCGUUGCUCUCCUCGACGGCGACUCAGCCUUCAGUGCACGGCAGAGGGAAAACAUGAACGGGGGGUUUAUCAC